Molecule: messenger RNA, 1044 nt
Organism: Trypanosoma conorhini
Lineage: Eukaryota; Euglenozoa; Kinetoplastea; Trypanosomatida; Trypanosomatidae
Product: dispersed gene family protein 1 (DGF-1)
Exons: 1
Coding region: 1-1044 (347 amino acids)
Source: RefSeq, a predicted model, not a curated record
AUGAAGUCCUCCGUUGUGGCUUUCUCGCGUGCCCUCCCGCAGCGCUGCGACAUCGCGGUCACGGAGGUUGACGCGGUGCAGCCCUCCUCGGUCUCCUUGCCGGGCGUUGGGGACAGCUCGCACAGCGUGGUGACGCUGGAGAGUGUCGUGUUGAAUGCCUCUUCGCUGUUGGUCAGCAACGUCAGGGCGCGUGCGUCCGGGUAUUACGGCAAACCAGGUGUGCAUUCGCCCGGGUACCUGAAGCUGGUGGGCGGCAGCUCCCUGUACGUGCGGUACUGCAGCUUCGAAGAUUACACGCAUCUCCUCUACGCGUAUAGUCUGAGCCUCAGCGAUCACUCCGUUUUGGCGGUGCUCAACAACACAAUGAGCGCCGGGAUGUCCUUCCUGUUCCAGCUCUCCGGGUACAGUGUGUCGGACCACAGCGUCCUGCGCGUGGUGGGGAACCGCGGCCCCGUGUCCUACGCCAUCUUCAUGUACAACUCGUGGUCCGUCCAGCAGUCGAGCUGGCUGGAUUGGCGCGACAACGACGUGGGAGCGGGGGAGAUGUUCUACCACCUCGCGUCAGCGCCUAUCAGCGUCGACAACAGCAGUGCGGUGACGCUGACGGGCUGCAAGAUGGGCUCCACGGGGGUGUCGCGGUCCCUGCUGAAGCACGCUGACGCCGGCUACAAGUUCACCGCGGGGUGCCUGACGGUGGCGGGGAAGGUGCUGACGGCGGCUGAAAUGGGGCGCAACGGCAUCGACAAAGUGACGACGGUUGCGGCGUGCGGGGAGUGCACGAAGGACGGCGACUGCUUCGGUGCGCUGACAACGGCGGUGCGCGGCUGCAAGUGCGAGUGCGCCAGUGGAGGGCACGGCGAUGUGUGCGCCCCGGCGCCUGUACCUGUCGGCCCGGUGCCUGUGCCAUCCCCGCCGUCCCCGCCGCCCCCACCGGCGUUUGGCGAGUGCGUCAGCGACGUGGUGUACCCCGAGGUGACGCAGGCGGUGGGCAGCGGGCUGUCGUGGCUGUGCUACCGCAACGUGACCUUCAGCGGGGGCGCAUGA